Messenger RNA from Gadus chalcogrammus (walleye pollock), 1383 nucleotides. RefSeq names its product translation initiation factor IF-2-like. The transcript has 4 exons. Lineage: Eukaryota; Metazoa; Chordata; Actinopteri; Gadiformes; Gadidae. The coding region runs from base 4 to 990 and encodes 328 amino acids. The record is from RefSeq and is a predicted model, not a curated record.
CGUAUGGUAAUCAUCGUUUACCUAAGUAGACACCUGGUCACAGACAGCGGUGAGGGACUCCAACCGGAGGGUCUCCAACCAGAGGGUCUCCACCAGGAGGGACUCCAACCGGAGGGUCUCCAACCAGAGGGUCUCCAACCAGUGGGUCUCCUCCAGGAUGGACUCCUCCAACGGGAGGGACUCUACCAGGGGGGUCUCCAACCGGAGGGACCACAACCAGAGGGACUCCAGGCGGAGGGACUCCAAGAGGAGGGACUUCAUCAGGAGGAUCUCAACCAGGAGGGACCCCACCAGGAGGGUCUCCAACCAGAGGGCCUCCAACCAGAGAGUCUCCACCAGGAGGGACUCCAACAGGAGGGACUCCACCAGGAGGGCCAGCUGAUGAGGGAGAGGACACCAAUGGUGAGGACACCGGGGGUCUUGGAGGCAGAGGAGGACGCGUUAGAGCUGGAGAUGCCAACUGACAAUGGCAACCACCACGUUGUCGUCUGUCAACGUCCCAUUGACGCCGUGGUCUUGAUCCUCAACCAGGAUCAACCGCCAGCCACCGCCCUGCCAGGUGUAGUAGCGAUCGAGGAGAAACCUUUUGUUGUUAUGGGCUGUACAGAACCUGUGGCUCCCCUUAACAACACUGAAAUCUCGGUCAUACCCGACGAAGAAGGGGAGGAACCUGUACAGGAGCCCAAAAGAAAGAGCCUCGGGUGGAGAUUCUUCAAUUGGCUCUGUGUGGUGAAGGAGAAGGAGCCAAACAAUAAGAGGAACGCCGGGACCUACCUGAAGGAGGACACGGAGGAACACCUCAUCUCCAGCAAAGCUGAUAAACGCCGGGAGCAGAAGGAGGCUCAGAGGCUGAAGGAGGAGCAGCGCUACGAGCAGUGGGCUGCUGAACGGGGCCUCAGCGAUGCAGGAGAGGGGCCAGCAGACGGGCCUAAGAAAAGGAUGACCAGAUUGCAGAAGGUGUCUUUGGGAUUGGUCACCCUGUGCCAAUAAGCCGAUCCCCUCCAUCCGGCCACCCCCGGUGCGGGUCACCUGUACAUAUAUACAUAGAAGCAUAAUAAAACUCAAAGAAUACAAAAGAAUACAAAAGAACACAAGACAAUACAAGACCACUUUUGGUCCGAAGUCUGUGCUGCAAUUUCGAGCUUAAAAAAAAUCAAAAUAAAACUCAAAGACUCGAAGACAGCAUAGCUCUAUGGACCAAUCACCCAUGGCCAUGGGAUCCCCAUCAUCUCAGGGCGUCUUUCACAGGACAACAGGCCAAGAAAAGAGCAUCUCAAAAUGGAAGCAUCAACUGUAUGUUUCCACUGCCUGUCAUACUGUGUAUUACACUUUUGUAUUUGACUGUACUAUUUAUAUUCGAUGACAACAACAUCCAAUAAAAAA